Phytophthora infestans T30-4 is the source of this 483-nucleotide messenger RNA. RefSeq names its product secreted RxLR effector peptide protein, putative. The transcript has a single exon. NCBI's taxonomy places the organism in Eukaryota, Oomycota, Peronosporomycetes, Peronosporales, Peronosporaceae. The coding region runs from base 1 to 483 and encodes 160 amino acids. The record is from RefSeq and is a predicted model, not a curated record.
AUGCGCCAGGGUAUCGUUUCUUUCGUUGUCAUCGUUCUCCUGGCUGGUUACGUAGCUGCUUCGCCAGUUCCUGACUCGGUUGUUAUCGACAGUGUCAAGACGCGGAGCUACGCUGAACCCCCUGAAACGGUUACCAACACCAACCAUGACGUGAGAAUCCUGCGAAAUCGUGUCACGAACGCUGCGGAAGAAGAAAGAGCCGGAUGGGGCGUCAGCAAGUUUCUCGCCAGCAAAUGGCAAAGCCUAACGGGGAAAUCGCUUCAUGUCAAGGAUGUGAAGCGCGAUUUUGCCAUGACCGACAUCGCGAACAUGCUACAAAGCUCAACCACCAGGCGAAAAAUGUUCAAGAAGUGGAAUAAGUACUCGAUACCGGACCUCCGAACCAACAUUGGUGAUGACACCCUGAAGCAACCGCGAGUUGCCAAAAUGUUUGAGAAAUACAUCAGGCGACGCAAAGACUUCAAGACGCCUGUAGCUUCGUAG